CUGAUAUGUUGCCAUCUGCUGCCUGCUCCAGUACGCCACCACCCUCAGCAACCCAGCUGUUGUCAAGAUGGGGUUGGUAGCAGCAACAGCAGGGGGAGUGAUCCUGGUGAUUCCCUGCCCUGUCCUCACCUUGAGGCUGCCCUACUACUUCCGGCAGGUCAUCCCACACACCCACUGCGAGCCCACAGCCGGGGUGAAGCUGGCAUGUACAGACACCAGAGUGGGCCGGGUCUAUGGUAUCUCCGUGGCGCUGCUGGUGGUGGGGCUGGACAUGAUACUUGUUGCCGCCUCCUACUCCAUCAUCCUAAGGGCUGUCUUCACGCUCUCAUCGAGGGAGGCGAACAGUAAGGUCCUGGCAAUGUGCGCAGCCCACCUCUGCACCCUUCUGGUUUUAUGUACAUCUGCCUUCUUCACCUUCCUGACCCACCGCAUCAACAGAGACGUGCCCCCUUAG
Messenger RNA from Trachemys scripta elegans, 454 nucleotides. Its product is annotated as putative olfactory receptor 52P1. The transcript has a single exon. Gene Ontology annotation, cellular component: membrane. Gene Ontology annotation, molecular function: olfactory receptor activity. Bases 68 to 454 code for a protein of 128 amino acids. NCBI's taxonomy places the organism in Eukaryota, Metazoa, Chordata, Testudines, Emydidae. The record is from RefSeq and is a predicted model, not a curated record. Gene Ontology annotation, biological process: G protein-coupled receptor signaling pathway.